This is a messenger RNA of Gasterosteus aculeatus aculeatus (three-spined stickleback), 4886 nucleotides long. The record is from RefSeq and is a predicted model, not a curated record. Lineage: Eukaryota; Metazoa; Chordata; Actinopteri; Perciformes; Gasterosteidae.
AUGCCCAACAGCGCUGGAAAGAGAUUUAAACCCACCAAAUACAUCCCAGUGUCCACUGCAGCCACGCUCCUGGUGGGAUCGACCACUUUAUUUUUCGUCUUCACGUGCCCCUGGUUGACGAAGGUAGUGUCCCCCGCCGUGCCGCUCUACAAUGGCCUGGUCUUCCUCUUCGUGUUGGCCAACUUCAGCAUGGCAACCUUCAUGGACCCCGGCGUUUACCCCAGAGCCGACGAGGACGAGGACAAGGACGAUGAUUUCCGGGCCCCGCUCUACAAGAAUGUGGAGAUCAAGGGCAUCCAGGUGCGGAUGAAGUGGUGCGCCACCUGUCACUUCUACAGGCCGCCUCGCUGCUCGCACUGCAGCGUCUGCGACAACUGUGUGGAGGACUUUGACCACCACUGUCCGUGGGUGAACAACUGCAUUGGGCGGCGGAACUACCGCUACUUCUUCCUCUUCCUGCUGUCGUUGAGCAUCCACAUGGUGGGAAUUUUCUCCUUCGGCCUCAUCUUCGUUCUCCACCACCGCGAGAGGCUGGCGGCGUUGCACACCACUGUCACUCUGGUGGUGAUGUGCAUAUCAGGGCUUUUCUUUAUUCCAGUCAUGGGACUCACUGGUUUCCACAUGGUCCUUGUUGCUCGAGGUCGAACGACCAACGAACAGGUGACGGGCAAGUUUCGCGGAGGAGUAAAUCCCUUCACCAAGGGUUGCUGUGGCAACGUGGAGUAUGUCUUGUGUAGUCCCCUCGCGCCGAGGUACAUGUUUGAUCCCAGGAAAAAGCCCCACGUCAAAAUCCAGCCCCCGUUCAUCAGACCUGACCUGUCAGAGAGGCAAAUCACCAUCAAGCUCAGCGACAACGGCAUCCACAGCUCCAUCAUCAGCUCCAAGUCCAAAAGCAGCCUGGACGGCUUUGAAGGGAAGGAAACCCAGCCGCCGCUGCCUCCAAAAGCUGACCGGUACAACCAGCUGAAGAAACAACUGACCUCCGGCGAAGAUGGCAAGACCCACCCUUCCACUCCAGCCAUGUACAAAUUCAGGCCGACCUUUGGCACCAUGCCUAAAGUCCACUACCACACUGCCGGAGAGAAGAUCGUCAUGCCAGACGAGCGGAAGAGCUCGGCCAUCUUGGAAGAGGGCGUGCGCGGUCACGACUACCGAUCUGAGCCCAACCUUGACCUGCCCGAGUACACCAACACUCCUCUCCACCGCACCUUCCAGUCCUCUCCCCUGCAGCUGGACGCUGACCCCAUCAACUCGCACUCCCUCAGCCUGAAGCCGGGCCCCCGUCGGCUGGAGAAGGGCCAGCUCUCCGCCCUGCAGCCGCAGACCGUCACCUCCACCCCGUACAAGAACGUCUUUUCGCCCAACACGCUCUCCAACCGCAAUGGCAGCUUGUCUUACGACAGCUUGCUCAACCCCAGCAUCUCGCCGGCCUCGGCCAGUGAGUGCAUGGCCCAUCGUGGCAUGCCCACCGUCGGGUUCCACUCGCCCUACCUGCCCACCAAAAUGUGCCACAUCCGGGAACCUGACAUGCAGAGGCACCAGGUCACCCCCGCCUACAGCCCAGUGAUGCCGCCCAGGGGGGUGGGCCGGCAAUCCCCCCACCUGAGGGACAGGGACCCAUCCCCGGUGCGCUACGACAACCUCUCCCAGACCAUCAUGGCCUCCAUCCAGGAACGAAAGGAGAUGGAGGAGAGGGAGAAACGCCAGAUGCUGCACGGGCGCUCCCAGACCCACAUCUACGCCCAGGACUCUGGCGUGUUCGAUGGGGGCUACGGCCUGCCCUCCAGCGCUUGCUACCCGGACGGGCCUCGUGGCCCUGGCUCCAGAGGCCCAACACCCCCAGCUUACGGAGGUUCCAGGGACAACCUGAUGGGGGUCGGCCUGGUGAGCUACGGGCAGCGAACCCCGGUUUUGCGGCACGCCGGCUCCACGCUGGGUCGCGCCCCUCGGACUUCGUCCACCUCCCUGCACACAGAUCACAGUAGCAGCAACAGCAGCCAGAGCAGGGCCACUGGCCCCGAGGGCCUCUACCGCUCCCCGGCCCACCAGCCCCACUCCCCCGCUAUGCCCCGAUCCCCCUCCUACUCCCACCAGAAACUCUCCUACAUCAGCGCCCACGAGAGGAUGGACUCCCCUCGUCUGGGGGGCCCAAGAGAGGCCAUGAAACUUAACGGGCAGAUGGAAUGCCACCCCGGUGCCCAGGGCUCCGGCGUCAGUCCCAGUCGCCACGGUAACGUCAAAAAGGUGACUGGUGUUGGAGGCACCACAUACGAGAUAUCGGUGUGAGGCCACCUCCGAUGACAACGACACCCCCCGCCGCCCCCCUUCCUCCUCCUCCCCCACCCCGCGAAGAGACUCUCUCCUACCAUUUUAGUCGAGAUGACGGCGUGUUUAAGAUCUCUUGUCCCACCAGAGGGUCUCUGCCCUGGUGUGUCUACCCAGACGCCUGUGUGUGUGUGUGUGUGUGUGUGUGUGCUCGUACCAGAGUGGUGGUUUGUCAGGUCAACAGUACACUGUGCAGUACGUGUGAGGCGUGUCUGGUCCUCUUAGCCGUAAGAGAGGAGCGUUAACGGUAUUACUUCUGUCUCUCUGUUGCGGUUAUGAAGCCUUAGUUGUUUCCCGAAUGUCGCGCAAACGCGUCUCUAGCUAGCGCAGGAGGAAACGCUGACGUCCUCUCGCUGUGGACUCCUUCGCCGGAGACUAGCGUCCUUCCCGAGUCAUUUGACCUCAAGGAGUCAAGGUGCUGCACGUGAACCCUUCAUGCAUCUCCAGCGUAGCUCUGAGGAGUGAGGCCGAUCCGUUAGAUCAGCAAUGGCAGGACAGACAGGACCAUUGAGGUGAUAAGCCGGGAGAAAGGGGUUAUUUAUAGUGGGGGGGGGGCGGGGGGCAUCGUAUCAUGUCUGGUGGUUGCGUUCCAAAUUCAUUGGGAAACACGUGUUGUUGUUUAAACACAAAAAUAAAAAAAUGUAAUUCCUCCUUUUUCAAACUAAUUUCUCAGGAAUGAAUGCAACCAGCAGAGAUGCUAGUUGAUGUAAAUGAAGGGGCUUUGAAUGGCUCCGUCUUUGCUGUAUUCGUAGGGCUCGGGUAUAGCUGAGCCCCCUGUAUUCACUUCCCGAGGGGGCAGCGCAUCAUCAGAGGACUCUGUCGGUCUUGGUGGAGUUCCAUUUUUUCAACAUGGCGCCCUGAAAGGUUUGAAUACCUCAUCCCAAGGAGUUCAGAACGAGUCUAGCCUCGCACAACCAAAACAACCUUCUGUUUACGUUUUGUCAUCAACAACGACUUUCGUGUGUAAGUUGUUAGUGUUAUAUCAAUAGGAAUAGAAAGGUGUAGAGAAACAAGCCAUUGUCCCAUGUAGUAAAAUGAACCCAUUUAUUAUUUUGUAGGUUUGUUUUCUUUUUAAAGCCAGCCAUUUAAAAUCUUUGAUACAUUUUUUAUAGUUAAUUGAUCCUGGAAUGGAUGUUUUUUUUUGAGUGCUAUAUUGAGUCUUUGGUUGAUAAAUUUAUAAAUUGAGUUUAUAAAUUAGGUCAUUAUAAUGGGAAGAAAUCCAUGAAGUAAAUAUAGCUUAUUCUACCUUCAUAGUGUAAAGAAAAAAGGGUAUGGUGAUAAUUACCAGUUCUGUGGUUUGAGAAAGGGAAAUACUAUUCCGUCGUUGCCUCGGUCUUUGAAUAGCCAAUGGGUGCGGUAGUCGAGGUUUGGGCUUUGAAAAGUUGUCACCUUGAGAUUUCAGAGCCCAAAGUGGCUCUGACACAGUAAAUGGGGAACAUUGCUACUAUGUCAGUGACGUCACAAGGACUGAAGAUGUCCAACCAAGCAAGUCGCAGCAGCUGUCUGGUACAGCUUCAGUAAUACCCGAUACCCACAGAUGGAAAACUUUUUUUUUUGUGUUUGUUUUGCUGUUAAACAAAAAAUAAAAAUGUGUUACUUUUGACCAUAAAAAUGAACUGAUAAUAUCCAAGGAGAUGGUUUUAUUUAUAUCUGGCACCAACUGAGUGAAGUAAUGAAAGCAUGCAGAACUGUACGUGCAUAUAAAUUGGUAGAUGUGUUCCAGCUGCAUUGGCACGAAGAAUGAACCAUUGUUGCCUUUUAAGAAAAGCUACAUUUCACACGAGGACGGACGUAUGGCUCGAUGAAACCCGGCUGUACGCUAAGGGACAAUGUGGUAACAUUAGUCCUUUGUAUGGAGCAGAAAAUGACAGACUGGGUAAGAAAGGCCAACUUACAAGGUGAUAGAUGAUCUCGCUUUAUUAUGAAUUGACAUUACUUUUUACAGGAUCUUUAUUCUUCCCAUUUCUGCUGCAUUCAUAAAUUCCUUUCUCCUGAGUGAGCGGUAGAUUCUGUCCCUGUCAAGGUCGGCGGUUAUCAAAAGUCACUAGUUUCUACCGUCUCUCCAAGGUCUCACUCAGCUGCCUUACCAUGAACACAGUAAUGUGAAGUAACAGGAUACUUUAUUAAAGUCGUGCAUUUUGGAAUUGUUAAUGGUUUCUGUGGGAAGGCUGCAGCGUACUGGUAUACUUUGAUGGUGGUAAAUGUGAUGUGAUCAGUUCAACAGCUAAACUGGAAGAUCUUAAAUACAUGAAAAAGAGCGUCAGCUGCUAAGUUUUCUGAAAAUACGCCAUUUCGUCUUGACCACAUAAAAACACUAUCGAUGUCAUUCCUCCUAAAGAUGACUGCCAUUAGUCCAAUGCUCUUUUUUUGGGAUGGACAUCACUGCCAGUCAGGGAUCCAUUCCUGACGGUCUAGUGGAUCCGUUUUGUUUUAAACUUUAAAAUAGAAAUUUCAACAUGUAUCAAAAUAUAGAAUAUACUAUAAAAUGUAUGAGCUAUUUUUGUGAAGAGGAAAUAUUUCCCAAUGAUUUGAACAGAGUAAAUAAAGUUUUCCAACUCUGA